Suncus etruscus (white-toothed pygmy shrew) is the source of this 1487-nucleotide messenger RNA. RefSeq names its product coenzyme Q9 (gene COQ9). Gene Ontology annotation, cellular component: mitochondrial inner membrane. The record is from RefSeq and is a predicted model, not a curated record. NCBI's taxonomy places the organism in Eukaryota, Metazoa, Chordata, Mammalia, Eulipotyphla, Soricidae. Gene Ontology annotation, biological process: ubiquinone biosynthetic process. Bases 9 to 962 code for a protein of 317 amino acids. The transcript has 9 exons. Gene Ontology annotation, molecular function: lipid binding.
CUUCCAAGAUGGCGGCGGCGGUGUUGGGCGCGCUCGGCCGCGCGGGCUGGAGGCUCCAGCGGCUGCGGUGCCUGCCCGUGUCCCGCUGCGAGCCAGCCCUGGGGUACCGGGCCUUUCAUGCCUCAGUUCUGCAGCUCAGGUCUGCACAGGAACAGCAGCAGCCGCCACCCCACAACUUUUCUCACCAACAAUCUGAGACGCAAGGAGCAGAAGAGCCCAAUCCAACAUCUUCUCAUCCACCCCCCAGGUACACAGAUCAGGGUGGUGAGGAAGAGGAGGACCAUGAGAGCGAGGAGCAACUACAGCACCGCAUCCUGACAGCAGCUCUGGAAUUUGUGCCUGUCCACGGCUGGACAGUGGAAGCCAUUGCAGAAGGAGCACAGUCUCUAGGGCUCUCCCGGGCAGCUGCCAGCAUGUUUGGGAGUGAUGGUGGCGAGCUGAUCCUGCAUUUUGUGACCCAGUGCAACUCCAAACUCAGAAAUCUGUUGGAAGAGGAACAGAAGCUUAUACAGCUGGGCCAAACAGAGAAGAAGAAAACAGACCAGUUCCUGAGGGAUGCUGUGGAAUUGAGGCUGAGAAUGCUGAUCCCCUACAUUGAGCACUGGCCCCGGGCUCUCGGUAUCCUCUUGCUGCCGCACAAUAUUCCUCCCAGCCUGAACCUGCUCACCAGCAUGGUGGAUGACAUGUGGCACUACGCCGGGGACCAGUCCACUGACUUUAACUGGUACACACGGCGGGCAGUGCUGGCUGGCAUCUACAAUACUGCAGAGCUGGUGAUGAUGCAAGACUCCUCCCCAGACUUUCAGGACACAUGGCACUUCCUGGAGAACCGGAUUAAUGAUGCAAUGAACAUAGGCCACACUGCUAAGCAGGUCAAGUCCACUAGCGAAGCGUUGGUGCAGGGACUUAUGGGUGCCGCAGUGACGAUCAAGAACUUGUCAGGCCUCAAUCAGCGCCGAUAACCAGGGCAUGCACAGAAGCAGGCCACAUGGGUACAUGGAAAAGAACAUGUGCUGCCCUGCCUGCACAGAGAAAGAAAAAGACUCUGCAGUCACUGGGUCCUUGGUGAUACACUUUGAACCAGGACUGGUUCUUCUACUCCAGGGCUUCCUGAUGCCUAUCUGCCAUGCAGCUGUGCCACUGAAAAUGCCUUCCGCCUCCGAACCCAGGAGCCUGUCAGGGCUCACAGACACUGUCAUCAUGUCAGAACCUUCCUCUAAAGACUCAGGGUUCCAGGCCAGGGUCUGAUGUCUUCCUAGGGUGAUGACUCAGGCACAGCACAGCAAAGGCUCUUGCACACAGAGGCUUUCCUCCUGCCUCUUGCUUCCUGUGUCCUGAGAGACUGCACCCAGGUACCCUGGCCUGUCUCCAGAUAUAUCCCCUCCCUGAGUCCAGUACACGUUGCUCAUCGAAAAGAGGCUCAGUCCACCAGCUGUCACUGAUGGACUAUUAGUGAACCUGGAGUCUGUUUACUGGUAUAAUAAACA